ACUGCCUCGGUGUCUGUGCGCGUUGACAGACCGAUGAGACUGUUUUAAACAGACUGUCGCUUCGUUUUCAGCGUCUUUAUACAUCGCUUGUGGUAAUUAGCUACUGAAACGGACCAUUCUGUCUCAAGGAAUGCUAGAUUAAGUGCUGUUGCAAAUGCACUUCUGGUGAACUUCUCUUUCUCGGCCAAUCUGUCUUCUCGGUCGGUAACCAUGGCUGAAAAACGACGGUCCCCGUGUACUAUGAGCCUCAAAGCGCACGCAUUCUCGGUAGAAGCGCUUAUUGGCACGGAAAAAAGGAGAAAAUUGGAGGAGGACAGCGAAAACUGCUUUGAUGAGGUAAACGAAGUGCCAAGAAUGACAGAAAGUCCGCAACCCAGCACUGGGAGAACUUGUCCCAGCACCAGGAGUUGCGAGAUAGAUUGCGCCAGCGACGAAUCCCCGGAGUCUGAGGACGUGUUGUUGGACAGCCCACAGCCUGCAUCCCAGGGCGCGCAGGUCCUCGUGCAAUCAGCCACGAGCUCCGGGGAGGAGAUGCGCGUGGACCUGCAGGGCUCAGACUUAUGGAAGCGAUUCCACGAGAUUGGAACUGAAAUGAUCAUCACCAAAGCCGGCAGGCGAAUGUUUCCCGCGAUGAGGGUUAAGAUUGCGGGACUGGACCCUCAUCAGCAGUAUUAUAUCGCUAUGGAUAUUGUUCCUGUCGACAACAAACGCUACAGGUACGUGUACCACAGCUCAAAGUGGAUGGUGGCGGGUAACGCCGACUCUCCUGUCCCUCCGCGGGUUUACAUUCAUCCAGACUCGCCUGCUUCCGGUGAAACGUGGAUGCGCCAAGUUAUAAGCUUCGACAAGCUCAAACUAACCAAUAAUGAGCUGGACGACCAAGGCCAUAUCAUUCUGCACUCCAUGCACAAGUACCAGCCCCGUGUCCACGUCAUCCGUAAGGAGUGCGGAGAAGAGCUCUCGCCUGUUAAGGCGGUUCCUACUGGGGACGGUGUCAAAGCAUUUUCCUUCCCUGAAACUGUCUUCACGACGGUGACUGCAUACCAAAACCAACAGAUAACAAGGCUGAAGAUCGACAGGAAUCCAUUUGCAAAGGGAUUCAGAGACUCGGGACGAAACAGGAUGGGAUUAGAGGCACUGGUUGAGUCGUAUGCGUUCUGGCGGCCCUCGCUGAGAACUUUGACAUUUGAGGACAUCCCUGGGAUAACUAAACAAGGCGCAGCCAGCUCUCAUGGUGUUGUUGGGUCUUCAGCACAUCUACUAUCCUCAUCCUCAUGUCCAUCCCCUACAUUCCACCUCGGUUCUGGGGCAGGACCCAUGUGUGAUUACUCCACCUGCAGUCGAACGAGCCACCCCCUCCACCGAUACGGUCCUCCGCUUUCCGCAGACUCCUACAGCCGGCUAACCAGCCCAACAGCGGAUGCCUUUUCCACUUCUCGCAGCUCCACAUAUGUGAGUGGGACAGAGAGCGAAGCCUUCUCCUGCACACAGUCUGGCCUGCCUAUCCAGAUCCACAGCAUGCCAAGCACAACCUCUCAGCUACAAUACCUAAUGCCCGGCCAUGCCCAUAAUGCAUUUUCCUCCAAUCAGAGCACACAGGGAUCCUACAAUGGGUUUCGGCUACACAAUCCAUAUGGUUUAUACGGUUACAACUUCUCUACUUCUCCACGUCUCGCAACUAGCCCUGAAAAGGCAGCCGCCACGCAAUCUUCAUUCCUUGGCUCUUCCCCUAGUGGGACACUGACGGACAGGCAGGUUUUAUCCACCAUGGACGGUCUGCACAUGCUCAGUAGUAGUCAACAAAAUCUGUUUGACUCACGGACUUUGGGGCUCACAAGUUCCUCUUCCCAGGUGACGGCCCACAUGGCUUGACUUGCCCCCCCAAAAAAACGUUGACGGACUUCAAACUCAGCUUUUCUUUGAGUAUAAACUAGUUUUUGGGACUUGCUAAUAGCAUAAUUUAUAAUCCGAUGGAGAUAAUACUGCGAUAAAAGGCAAAAGAGACAUAUUACAGUGUGAAGAACUCUGCUAUAUCAUUUAUGUUUCUGUGUAAGUGACAGCUGAAGAUCACAUUGAUGUUUUUUAAUAGACUGUAUAUCUUAAAAAUCAUUCUGAUGAAGCAGUACAGACCAUUAUUGGACACCAGGGUAUGGAAAUGCCUGGAGAAUCACAUGGGAAAGCAUGAAAGGAUCAGCCAUCGGAUCUCAUCGAGGUUCAAUGAGACCCCACGACUGCUGGUGGGAGUGUGAGGACUUUAACAGAUGACUUUUUGUGAGGCUGGAUUCAGCGUCUUAUGGACAAUAAAAAAUAAGUUUGGCACUUAAGAGUGAGCAGACUGAAUACAAAAAAAGACAGGAAGUGAUGUCAUGAAAGGCUGGCUGCGUCUGAAAUCCCAUACUGUAUAGUAGGUGCAACAUUUAGUUUCAAACUGCAUGUUUCUGGAUAAACUGAGAAUCACCAUUUCAUUUUCAAGAUUUUCCCACAAUUCUGAAUAGUAAUUUACUAGAAGUUCAGACCAACUUAAAACAAUAUUAUUGUUUAAUUAAAAUUAUUUAUUGAAUCAUUGAUGCAAAAACUUACAGAGACUAUAUAUUCUAUUACUGGAUGAAUCAGCAUUUUUGAAGAAUCAAUUGAACGAAUUAUGCUGGGCUAAAUAUUAUAGGGGAUGCUUGUCACCACUUAUUGGUAAUAAUGUAAUUGCUACUACCUUUUAAAAGGUUAUUUUGAUACACUGUAAAACCCAACAGUCAACUUUAUCAAAUGAAAUGAGUGUAGUUAACUCAAAAUGUACUGAAAGUUAAUUCUACACAUUUAAAAAGAGUUUUGAACUCAGCGUUGAGGGUUAUGAGUUAAUUAAAUACCUCAUUACUUCAACUUAAAUGGAGUAAGUUCACAGUACUCAUAUAGAUUAGUUUUUUAACUCAAAUGAUUUGUUGCAAUUGGUUUCCUCAAACGGUUUGAGAUGUCUUAACUUAUUUGGUUUUACAAUACUCAGUUGGUUUGAGUUCUCUUUAUUUCUUGGGUUUUACUAUGCUCAGAUUGCUUCGUUUACUCAAAUUGAUUAAGUUCACAGUACUCAUUAGGAUUAGUUUUAAAUGAUUACUUUAAAUGAUAACUUAAAUGAUUUGUUGCAAUCGUUUUCCUCAAAUGGUUUGAGUAACCUUAACUUUUUGGGUUUUACAGUAGACUACUGUAGAAAUGGGCAUUUAUCAUUUGAAUGUGAUCACUGUGAACUUAAUACAUGUGGCUGUGCUUUUGCUGUCAUGCAGCUACAGCGUUAGUCUCCUCAAAUCAUCUCCCAGGAAAUCAUGGGAUAGCAAAGUGUUCAUCGAAUGUGAACUUCAGGAUCUCACUGGUAGUAGAAGAUAAUAAUUCUUGCGUAAUUUUUCAUUAAUACUAUAAAUUCAAUCAUUCUACUUGGUUCACAUACAGUUUCUCACCUGCUAUAUAGUAUGGAAUUAGGCCUGUAUCAGACGCAGGGAUUGACUUGCUAGGUGACAAUCAACAGGUAACCAAUUCACUGUGCCAACUUUUUAAACCUAUAGCAGAUACAGUGCUUUAAUCUUACUAGGAAUAAGGAAACAUGGGCUAGUGUUUACAAAUUCUCUCCAAGUCGAAGGGUUUUCAUCUGGAUUAGAGCUGUUGUCUGAACCUUGGAACAGACAGAGCUGAAUGAAAUCUGACCCGAGAUGAUAAUUCUCACACUUUAUAAAUACAACCAUUGGCAUUCUUCUGAAGGAUUAUAGUGCUGUCACCAGAUACACACUGAUUCAAGGUCAGCUGUCUCACUCCAAAGACUCAAAUGAAUGCUUUUCCUUCACAGACAUGUUAGCUUUUGCUAAUUUACUUACGAAAUAGUAUUUUUCUCAAACAUGGAGAAUAUGAAUAUCAUUGAUAACCUGUAAAGAUUUCACUUGCACUUAUGCCAAUUGUAAAAAUUGCUUUUUAAUAUUCUGGGGUUUUUUUGCAAGUGGCCACAAUUGACACUUCCUCCAUGACUCUUGUUGGCCUGAGAAAUAUUAGAAAACCCUUUGAGCCAAAUAAAAUAUAUUCAUAUGGUAAA
Messenger RNA from Danio aesculapii, 4063 nucleotides. RefSeq names its product T-box transcription factor 18 (gene tbx18). Gene Ontology annotation, molecular function: DNA-binding transcription factor activity, RNA polymerase II-specific; RNA polymerase II cis-regulatory region sequence-specific DNA binding. Bases 211 to 1872 code for a protein of 553 amino acids. Lineage: Eukaryota; Metazoa; Chordata; Actinopteri; Cypriniformes; Danionidae. The record is from RefSeq and is a predicted model, not a curated record. The transcript has 8 exons. Gene Ontology annotation, biological process: regulation of transcription by RNA polymerase II; cell fate specification; somitogenesis. Gene Ontology annotation, cellular component: nucleus.